UCCAGCAGAGGGCGCCUCCAUAUCUGUUUACGCUGCCGCCUCCUCGGAGCUGGAAGGCCUGGGCGGCUGCUACCUCUACAACGGCCAGAGGAUGCGCUCAUCGGACCUGACCUACGACCCCAAGCUGCAGGCCAAGCUGUGGGCCAAGAGCUGCCAGCUCACGGGACUCCAGGACGACUGACCCCCGUCCCACCGUGUAGACCGGAUCUGACCGCUGCGGGCCAGGUGGUCUGAAGCUCCGCCUCUAAUUACGCACACUGUCCCUUUGAAAUGGGAACCUGUCCCUUUAAAUGGAGUUUUUAACUGCAACCGCUAUUUUAGCGGGAAUUGUGCCUUUAAGACUGAAACUGCCAUUUAAACUGGAAUCCAUCUUUGUAACUUUAUCAACGGCCUUAACACACGAGCAAAACCGCUGCCUUAAUGGGAACCAUCCCUUUAACAUUGGGGCUCAUCCCUUUAAAAGGAACCAUCCCUUUAACAUUGGGGCUCAUCCCUUUAAAAGGAACCGUCCCUUUAACAUUGGGGCUCAUCCCUUUAAAAGGAACCAUCCCUUUAACAUUGGAGCUCAUCCCUUUAAAAGGAACCGCCCCUUUAACAUUGGGGCUCAUCCCUUUAAAAGGAACCGCCCCUUUAACAUUGGAGCUCAUCCCUUUAAAAGGAACCAUCCCUUUAACAUUGGAGCUCAUCCCUUUAAAAGGAACCGCCCCUUUAACAUUGGGGCUCAUCCCUUUAAAAGGAACCGCCCCUUUAACAUUGGAGCUCAUCCCUUUAAAAGGAACCGCCCCUUUAACAUUGGGGCUCAUCCCUUUAAAAGGAACCAUCCCUUUAACAUUGGGGCUCAUCCCUUUAAAAGGAACCAUCCCUUUAACAUUGGAGCUCAUCCCUUUAAAAGGAACCAUCCCUUUAACAUUGGGGCUCAUCCCUUUAAAAGGAACCAUCCCUUUAACAUUGGAGCUCAUCCCUUUAAAAGGAACCGCCCCUUUAACAUUGGGGCUCAUCCCUUUAAAAGGAACCGUCCCUUUAACAUUGGGGCUCAUCCUUUUAAAAGGAACCAUCCCUUUAACAUUGGGGCUCAUCCCUUUAAAAGGAACCAUCCCUUUAACAUUGGGGCUCAUCCCUUUAAAAGGAACCAUCCCUUUAACAUUGGAGCUCAUCCCUUUAAAAGGAACCGCCCCUUUAACAUUGGGGCUCAUCCCUUUAAAAGGAACCGUCCCUUUAACAUUGGGGCUCAUCCCUUUAAAAGGAACCGCCCCUUUAACAUUGGGGCUCAUCCCUUUAAAAGGAACCGCCCCUUUAACAUUGGGGCUUAUCCCUUUAAAAGGAACCGCCCCUUUAACAUUGGGGCUCAUCCCUUUAAAAGGAACCGCCCCUUUAACAUUGGGGCUCAUCCCUUUAAAAGGAACCAUCCCUUUAACAUUGGGGCUCAUCCCUUUAAAAGGAACCGCCCCUUUAACAUUGGGGCUCAUCCCUUUAAAAGGAACCGCCCCUUUAACAUUGGAGCUCAUCCCUUUAAAAGGAACCAUCCCUUUAACAUUGGGGCUCAUCCCUUUAAAAGGAACCAUCCCUUUAACAUUGGGGCUCAUCCCUUUAAAAGGAACCAUCCCUUUAACAUUGGGGCUCAUCCCUUUAAAAGGAACCGUCCCUUUAACAUUGGGGCUCAUCCCUUUAAAAGGAACCAUCCCUUUAACAUUGGAGCUCAUCCCUUUAAAAGGAACCGCCCCUUUAACAUUGGAGCUCAUCCCUUUAAAAGGAACCGCCCCUUUAACAUUGGGGCUCAUCCCUUUAAAAGGAACCAUCCCUUUAACAUUGGGGCUCAUCCCUUUAAAAGGAACCGCCCCUUUAACAUUGGGGCUCAUCCCUUUAAAAGGAACCGCCCCUUUAACAUUGGGGCUCAUCCCUUUAAAAGGAACCAUCCCUUUAACAUUGGAGCUCAUCCCUUUAAAAGGAACCAUCCCUUUAACAUUGGAGCUCAUCCCUUUAAAAGGAACCAUCCCUUUAACAUUGGAGCUCAUCCCUUUAAAAGGAACCAUCCCUUUAACAUUGGGGCUCAUCCCUUUAAAAGGAACCAUCCCUUUAACAUUGGGGCUCAUCCCUUUAAAAGGAACCAUCCCUUUAACAUUGGGGCUCAUCCCUUUAAAAGGAACCGCCCCUUUAACAUUGGGGCUCAUCCCUUUAAAAGGAACCGCCCCUUUAACAUUGGGGCUCAUCCCUUUAAAAGGAACCAUCCCUUUAACAUUGGAGCUCAUCCCUUUAAAAGGAACCGCCCCUUUAACAUUGGAGCUCAUCCCUUUAAAAGGAACCAUCCCUUUAACAUUGGGGCUCAUCCCUUUAAAAGGAACCAUCCCUUUAACAUUGGGGCUCAUCCCUUUAAAAGGAACCAUCCCUUUAACAUUGGGGCUCAUCCCUUUAAAAGGAACCAUCCCUUUAACAUUGGAGCUCAUCCCUUUAAAAGGAACCGCCCCUUUAACAUUGGGGCUCAUCCCUUUAAAAGGAACCGCCCCUUUAACAUUGGGGCUCAUCCCUUUAAAAGGAACCAUCCCUUUAACAUUGGGGCUCAUCCCUUUAAAAGGAACCAUCCCUUUAACAUUGGGGCUCAUCCCUUUAAAAGGAACCAUCCCUUUAACAUUGGGGCUCAUCCCUUUAAAAGGAACCGCCCCUUUAACAUUGGGGCUCAUCCCUUUAAAAGGAACCGCCCCUUUAACAUUGGGGCUCAUCCCUUUAAAAGGAACCAUCCCUUUAACAUUGGGGCUCAUCCCUUUAAAAGGAACCACCCAUUUAACAUUGGGGCUCAUCCCUUUAAAAGGAACCGCCCAUUUAACAUUGGGGCUAAGCCUUUAAAACAGAACCGCCCCUUUAAUUAAAACCACCCCUUUAAAGGGAACCUGUUCCUUUAAAAGGAACCAUCUUUUUAACAUGGGAACCGUCCCUUUAAUGGUACCUGGACUGAAGGGUUAGCACCUUAUCGAAGCCACUCUCCUUUGCUAAUCAACUCGCAGUUUACGAUUAUCUCUACGAAUUAGAUCUUCUGCAGGAGGAAGGAGAUGGUUUCCAGAGAACGUCCGAUUAUCUGAAUGUUCUUUAAAUAAUCUAAAUAUUUUUGAUCGGUUCAUUAAACAAACCAUGUUUAACGAGUUCAGUUUGAUCAGGAUUGAUGGACGAAUAAAGCAGAGUAUCAUCAGCAUGCUGUGGUAAUAAAAAUGUUCCUUUGAUUAGAAAAGUUUCUAAUGGAAUAAAAAGAUUGGUGUUUAAAA
Cyprinodon tularosa is the source of this 3251-nucleotide messenger RNA. RefSeq lists its product as uncharacterized. The record is from RefSeq and is a predicted model, not a curated record. The coding region runs from base 291 to 2861 and encodes 856 amino acids. The transcript is spliced from 2 exons. Lineage: Eukaryota; Metazoa; Chordata; Actinopteri; Cyprinodontiformes; Cyprinodontidae.